Molecule: messenger RNA, 752 nt
Organism: Plodia interpunctella (Indianmeal moth)
Lineage: Eukaryota; Metazoa; Arthropoda; Insecta; Lepidoptera; Pyralidae
Product: cuticle protein 8-like
Exons: 4
Coding region: 26-697 (223 amino acids)
Cellular component (GO): extracellular matrix
Source: RefSeq, a predicted model, not a curated record
GGGCCAGUGGUCAAUAAAGCACAUCAUGUAUAAAAAAGUCCUCUUCGUCAGCUUCGUGGCAAUCUGCUACUCUAGUCCAAUCCCCGAAGACCAAGCGUUCUCCUCGCAGAGCAUCAUCCGGCACAAUGAUCCCAAUCAGCCACAAUACAUUCAACACCCAGCGCAACUCCAGAUCGAGCACCAACAAUUACUUCAACAUGGACCUCUCGUCCAUCAUUUUGAUAGUGCACCUCUUAUUCAUUCCGCACCAGUCGUUCAUGCCAUUCAUACUCCAGUAGUCCACGCCGCUCCUGUGGUACAUACACCUGUAGUGCAUGCCUCUCCGUUGAGCCUGGUGCAUCAUGUGGCUCCUGUACAUCAUGCUCCAGUGGUCCAGCAUGUGGCUCCCGCGGUAGUAGGCCGCACGGAACGCGUGGAAGAAUACCCACCAGCGCAUUACGAGUUCUCCUACUCCGUGGAAGACCCCCAGACUGGAGACCACAAGUCCCAGCGCGAGAGUCGCGACGGUGACGUGGUGAAGGGAGAGUACUCCCUGCUGCAACCUGACGGUUCCAUCCGCAAAGUGGAGUACACCGCUGACAGUCAAAAUGGAUUCAAUGCUGUGGUCCACAAUUCGGCUCCCGGUCCCGACGUGGUGGUGCCCACCCCUGUCCACCCCACCUCAGCCAUCCCUGCGCCUGCGCAAUACGCCCAUUAAACAACCACUGAACUGUAUUGACUGUAUCUGUAUUUAUUAUAGUUAUAAAAUUGUA